UACUACAGGAGAGGGGGAAGGAGGAGGGGAUAGGCAGAUGAGGAGAGGUAAAAGGCCAGAGUGGGGGGUAGAAAAAUAAGGAAUGGGGAGGGUAAAAAAAAAUACCAGAAGGAGAAAUUGAUGUUCCUACCAUCAGGCUUGAGUUUAGCUAGGUGGAGUAUGAGGUGUUGCUCCCCCACCCUGAGUGUUGCCUUAUCCUGGCAAAAGUGGAAGCCUACCUGUCGAUUGGGAAUGAGGAUAGGAAUUACAAUUAAUGCUUGACAAAACAGUUCCCCAAUUUCUGUCGGGUCUCGCCAAUGUAGAGGAGGCCGCAUCGGGACCACUGGAUACAACAAGCAACCCAACAGAUUUGCAGGUAACAACCACAUCAGGUCGACAUCUGAAUGUACUAGGGCCCGAGCAGUUGUACUGAAUCCAUACGUGUCAGAGAAUGGAGUUUCCAGAUCUGGGCAAACACUGCUCUGAAAAUUCCUGCAAACGGCUGGAUUUUCUUCCUAUGAAGUGCGAUGCAUGUGCACAGAUCUUCUGCAAGGACCAUAUCAGCUAUGCACAGCAUAAAUGCACUUCCUCUUACAAAAAGGACAUUCAGGUACCUGUGUGUCCUCUGUGUAACACUCCAGUUCCCAUAAGAAGGGGAGAAAUGCCAGAUAUCCGUGUUGGUGAACACAUUGACAGAGAGUGCAGAUCUGAUCCUGCCCAGAAAAAACGUAAGAUCUUCACGAACAAGUGCUCGAAGCUGGGGUGCAAACAGAAAGAGAUGAUCAAAGUGACAUGUGACCAGUGUCACUUAAACUUCUGCUUAAAGCACAGGCACCCCUUGGAUCAUGCAUGUGAGGCUGAUGGAAAACCUCUCUCCAAAGCAGGUAAUGCUGCCAUGAAGAGAGUUCAGGGAGCACUGAAACCCGGUGCGGUGCCAUCUACAAGCAAAGGCACAUCCAGCAGUCGACCAAACGGACUGAAUACAUCAGCACCCCUACCUCAUAACAGUGACCCACCAAGAAAUGCCCUUAUGUCAGCAUCUCUGCAAGCAGGAUUGACUGAAGAACAAGCACUGCAGAGAGCUUUGGAGAGGUCACUGGCUGAAUCUUCCCGAAAUACAGCUCCCAGCCAUCAAGAGCAGGAAGAUUUGGCCUUGGCUCAGGCUAUUGCUGCCAGUGAGGAAGAAUUUCGUCGACAACAACAGCAGACUCAGCAACGAGGUUCCAAGACCUUGUCCUGUAAACUUUCGUGACCUUGACAUUCUGACUGUGCAGCCUUAACUUACUGUCAAUGUUUUAAUCUGUCAUUGGUGCCUGGGGCCCUUAAACAAAAUGGGGCUUUUGGCUUAGUGAAAUAAAUGCCCUCAGCUCAGUGAAUGCUCUAAUAAUCAUGAUUGUUUGAUUCUAUUGGUAAAUCUAUUUCCUAUGAGUUUUUCCAUUGAAUUGCUAUAUAAAAUUUAUAUGUAACUAAAUAAUGAGAACAUUAUGUAUAACAAGAGCGCAAAAGUAACAACUAUAAUAUUUAAUCAUAUAUGUAUUGAUAAUUUCUA
Molecule: messenger RNA, 1528 nt
Organism: Hypanus sabinus (Atlantic stingray)
Lineage: Eukaryota; Metazoa; Chordata; Chondrichthyes; Myliobatiformes; Dasyatidae
Gene: zfand2a
Product: zinc finger, AN1-type domain 2A
Exons: 10
Coding region: 431-1231 (266 amino acids)
Biological process (GO): protein targeting to ER; proteasome-mediated ubiquitin-dependent protein catabolic process
Cellular component (GO): cytoplasm; endoplasmic reticulum
Molecular function (GO): zinc ion binding
Source: RefSeq, a predicted model, not a curated record